This is a messenger RNA of Lactuca saligna, 498 nucleotides long. The record is from the annotation of a GenBank genome assembly. NCBI's taxonomy places the organism in Eukaryota, Viridiplantae, Streptophyta, Magnoliopsida, Asterales, Asteraceae.
AUGGACGAGAAAUCUAAAGCUUCAUCAGAGAAGGAGGAAGAAGUCAUCAAGAAGAAGUAUGGAGGCAUUGUGCCAAAAAAGCCCCCACUCAUUUCCAAGGAUCAUGAACGGGCUUAUUUUGAUUCAGCUGAUUGGGCUCUCGGAAAGCAAGGUGUAGAGAAGCCCAAAGGAUCUCUCGAGGCACUUCGGCCUAAACUACAGCCAACUCAACAGCAAACAAGAUAUAGGAAAUCUCCUUGUGCACCAACAGAUGGAGAAGAUGGAAACAGUACGCCAGCCUCGGAUGAUGGUUCUAUGAAUGAAUGAAUGAGAAAGUGAUGUUGAAUGUUGAACUUCUCUCUCCCUUUUUCAUUUCAUGAAUCAAUAGCUACAAACAUAUUGUGAUACAAGUAUGCAACUUGCAUUCUUUUUUUUUUUUCUAAGUGUUUUUUGUUUUUUUUUUCUUUUCAACUUUAAUCCAUGUUUGAACUAGCUUUCCAUUGGGAUCUAUGAACUGUG